Molecule: messenger RNA, 876 nt
Organism: Archocentrus centrarchus (flier cichlid)
Lineage: Eukaryota; Metazoa; Chordata; Actinopteri; Cichliformes; Cichlidae
Product: zinc transporter ZIP11-like
Exons: 3
Coding region: 346-819 (157 amino acids)
Biological process (GO): zinc ion transmembrane transport
Cellular component (GO): membrane
Molecular function (GO): zinc ion transmembrane transporter activity
Source: RefSeq, a predicted model, not a curated record
CAAGAGAUAACCACAAUUCCCAUUUAUUAUUCAAACUUAGAGUGAGGUUUGUGAAUCAGGGUAAAUUAGCAUAAAUUUGUUGCAAUUUCAAAAAGGCAAAAAUGGCAGUAGAACUUUCAAAGUGAUCGCCUAAGCGGUCCACAGAAGGAAACACAAGGUUGCAGCUCACAGGAGAGCAGACAAAAAAUCUGCUAACAACGCCGGCACAGCUUGUUGCAUGAAAUCUGAUAAGAAAAAAUAACAGUGUAUAAGCUCAUGUUUAAGGCACGUGUUUCUUUCUGGAAACAGCAGUUCGGGGCUCCUUCUGUGCUUGAGUUUACAGCGUAAACAGCAAACUAAAAUUUAAUGUUGUCCUUUGAGCCUUUCAGAGCUGAUCAGGGACUGAAGAUUCUCACUCGUGUCCCCUCUUCAUCAUAUGAGAAGGCCGUUGGCGGCCAGCUGCUAAUAUUUUGGGUGUCUGUUAAUCGUUUGUAUUCCAUCAGAAAUUUGGCCAUUGGCAUCGGCAUCCAGAAUUUCCCUGAAGGGUUGGCAGUGAGCCUGCCCCUCCAUGGAUCAGGGGUCUCAACCUGGAAAGCUUUCUGGUACGGUCAGCUGAGCGGCAUGGUUGAACCGAUUGCCGGGCUGCUCGGCGCCGUAGCUGUUGUUCUGGCAGAACCUCUGUUGCCGUACGCGCUGGCAUUUGCUGCCGGGGCGAUGGUCUAUGUGGUGGUGGAUGACAUCAUACCUGAGGCUCAAGUCAGUGGGAAUGGAAAGCUAGCAUCCUGGACCUCCAUCCUAGGCUUUGUAGUGAUGAUGUCACUAGACGUGGGUCUGGGCUGAGGUCACCAUGAGGCCCGCAAACCCUCACUGGCCAUGAUGUUAUCACAGUGAUGCUCA